Molecule: messenger RNA, 567 nt
Organism: Linum tenue
Lineage: Eukaryota; Viridiplantae; Streptophyta; Magnoliopsida; Malpighiales; Linaceae
Source: the annotation of a GenBank genome assembly
CCUCGCCAUCCAAAUCCGCCAUCCAAACUAGCCGCACGAAUCCAGCAGCGGAGGUGCACAAUGAGCAGCUCUUCCCCGCCGAAAUCCCCUCGUGGUGUUGGCGGUAACAGUCACAGCAACCCGCGAUUCUUCGACGCAAAGGCUAAGAGCCACUGCUGGGGAAAUGCGGAAACUGUCCCUGGCCGACACCCGGAGAGGUGGCGCAAAGACGCCGCCGGAAAUAUCGUAUGCAGGCGGUUCUGCAACUGCCAGGGCUGCCUCUGCUUCGAGUACGAUCACAUCGUUCCCUUCUCCAAAGGUGGUGAAUCUGUACCGGACAACUGCCAGAUACUUCAAACUCGUGUGAAUCGAUACAAAUCUGACAAACAAGAGAUUGACAAAACUCUCCUCAGAGGCUACUCUUGCGAUAUUAAGUUCACUGACAAGGAGCUUGACAUUAUUGAAAUGGCUGUUUAUGGAGAUGUCAUCCGGCCUGGAAACCAGUGUCGGUGCAGAUCUGUCGCCGAAAUGCUUGGCCAGUUUAAAUCAAAGGAUCAAACACCUGCUUGCAAAUUGCCAGACGAAUAA